Exophiala mesophila is the source of this 1488-nucleotide messenger RNA. RefSeq lists its product as uncharacterized. The transcript is spliced from 4 exons. The record is from RefSeq and is a predicted model, not a curated record. The coding region runs from base 1 to 1488 and encodes 495 amino acids. NCBI's taxonomy places the organism in Eukaryota, Fungi, Ascomycota, Eurotiomycetes, Chaetothyriales, Herpotrichiellaceae. Gene Ontology annotation, molecular function: monooxygenase activity; oxidoreductase activity, acting on paired donors, with incorporation or reduction of molecular oxygen.
AUGGGCGAUCUAGGAACCGAGGACAAGAGUAAAGGCGAGGCGAAUAAUGGAAUUCCAAUUCGUACCGACAGAAGGCCUUCGAAGAGGCUCCUGCUGAAUGCCUUUGACAUGAAUGGCAUCGGCCACAUAAGCCCGGGACAAUGGCAGAAUCCAGUUGACAAGUCCAAAACAAAGAACAGGCUUGACUAUUGGAUCAACCUGGCGAAACUGCUGGACCGUGGCAAAUUCAAUGCGCUCUUCCUCGCCGACAACUUCGGAUCCCAUGAUGUUUACGAAGGUAGCCAUGCGCCCGCGAUCCGAGCAGGAACUCAAUGGCCGAUGUACGAUCCAUUUGUCAUUAUCUCAGCGAUGGCUGCAGUGACGAAGAGCGUGGCUUUUGGAGUCACUUCGUGCACAACCUUUGAACCGCCAUUCCUGCUGGCCAAACGUUUCUCGACACUCGAUCACGUUACACAGGGAAGAAUCGCUUGGAACAUCGUCACCUCUUGGUCAGACAAUGCUGCGCGAGCCGUAGGUUUAGAAGAGCUGCCAGAACAUGAUUUGCGAUAUGAUAUGGCAGAGGAGUAUUUGAACCUGAUGUACAAACUCUGGGAAGGAUCUUGGGGUGAGGGCGCAGUUGUUCAAGACAGUCAAAGGGCAACAUACACCGAUCCAUCCAAGGUCCGAAAGAUCGAGCAUCGCGGACGCUUCUUCAAAUGUGUCAGUGCCCACUUGGUGGAUCCGUCACCACAGAGAACGCCGGUGCUGUUCCAGGCUGGCAUGUCAGCGGCCGGUGCUGCAUUUGGAGCCAAACAUGCGGAAUGCAUCUUUAUUGGCGGACGAAACCCUGCAUUUGUGGGAAAAAAGAUUGCGGAAACAAGGAACUUAGCGGAGAGUCAAGGAAGAAACCCGAAAGAUAUAAAGUUCUUUGUUCAGUUCACUCCAAUCCUCGCUCCGACCGACGAAGAGGCAAGAGCCAAACUGGAAGAGUAUCGCAAAUACGCGAUCCCAGAAGGCGGACUUGCGCUGUUCUGUGGCAUUUCAAAGAUCGACGUCAGCAAAUUUCCUUUCGACGAGGAUUUCCCGACAGACCCCAAGCACCCACUAUACGAGGGGUUGAGCCCAAGACAUAUCGAAGCAUUGACAAGCAAGCCUGAUGGAUUUAUGACUUGGUCACCUCGGGAUCUAGGCAACUUUCAAGCCAUUGGCGGCAGCGGCACAUUCUUGGCAGGAAGCCCAACCACAGUUGCGGAUGAAAUGGAGAGAUGGGUCUUUGAUGGAGAUGUUGAUGGCUUCAACAUUGGUCACGUUGUUGUCCCUGGCGCUUGGGAAGAUGUUGUUGACCUCCUGAUCCCCGAGCUUGAGAAGCGAGGCUGGUUGCAGGACUAUCCAGCCCCAGGAGGCACGGCGAGGGAAAAUCUAUAUGCCACCCCAGGAGAUGGAAAGGUCAGACCUUCUCAUCCAGGUGCGAGCUUUAAGUUUGAAAAGUAUGGGGAGACGUGGGAAUGA